Molecule: messenger RNA, 923 nt
Organism: Melanotaenia boesemani (Boeseman's rainbowfish)
Lineage: Eukaryota; Metazoa; Chordata; Actinopteri; Atheriniformes; Melanotaeniidae
Product: MICOS complex subunit MIC26-like
Exons: 1
Coding region: 39-635 (198 amino acids)
Biological process (GO): cristae formation
Cellular component (GO): MICOS complex
Source: RefSeq, a predicted model, not a curated record
CAGACACCGUAGAAAACGUAUGGCCGUCCGGGAUCAUAAUGAAGGUGAUAGACAGUGCCAUGCCGGGAGCCUUGCGUUUGCUGCCCUUCACCGUUUUGGCGGCUGGAACCGCCGGAAACACAGAGAAAGGGGCCACGGCUCCGUUAAACCGGGAUGACCUUUCUCUGUACACUGCUCCUCAGCAGAAGUUUCGCUUCGCGGAGCCUGAAGCAGGUCGGCUAGAGGAGAGUGUCGCCACCAUGAGGAAGUUAGUGGAGCCAUACGCAGCUUGGUGUCAGGGCACCUAUGCUAAAAUUAAACCCCAAGUUCAGAAGGUUGUCCAGUUCGGGAAUGACACCUACAGCUACUUGCAGAACCCUCCAAACGACUUCUACGCGCGGGCAGGAGUCAUAGGCUUCACCGGAGUCUUGGGAUUGUUUCUUGCCAGAGGCUCGAGGAUUAAGAAGCUCAUCUACCCGGCGGGUCUAAUGACCGUGAGCACUUCCCUCUACUACCCGGAGCAGGCUGUGGCCGUCACAAAAUCAACCGGAGACUCCGUGUAUGACUGCGCGGUACGGAGCUACGCUGCGGUGGAGAAGAUCCUAAACCGUCAAGGCAAAGAUGUUAAGAGCUCCGACUCAGGAACUAAACCGUGAUCGUCCCCGUGUGACUCUACAGUAAUUCAGCAAUAAGAAAUCAUACAGCAGCUAAUUUCUUAAUAUUGUAGUUUAUGACACGUGCUACCUGGAUAGACUUUAUUAAGCGUGAGUUUGAUGCCCACUCUUUGCACUAAAGCUUUUCAUCUAUCUCAGGCUGGGCAUGGCCGUCACAAAGAAUAUGCAACUUGAAUCAUUCACUUUUGCUUCUGAAUUGAAUGUAUAUUUAUCUUUCGAAAAUCUAACUUGUAUUAAAUAAACGAGCUUUUAAAAUCAAUUCUGUCUUUU